ACAGAUCACUUCUGUGCGACCUGACAUUUAACGCAUGGAACAAAGUUAAAGGAUAAAGAAGUCCACAAUAUGAAUAAUUAAACUGCAAGCUGCUAGGAUCUCAAGUAGCACAGGGAUAUGCUGUCUAUACUGCUGGUGAUUUGACGAAUAUAUAUUACUUUAAAACUUCUAUGUGGCAUUGAGAGUGGCAAGUGAAAAUUACAGUGACACGAUUCUGCGCAAAAUGGUUGAGACCCGUUUCCGCUCAUUGGAAGCAUCUUCCCUUCUCCUAACAGCUCUGGUAUUUGUCCUCAGCAUUCAUUUUUCUCUGUUAUCACACGUUGCUGCUGUGUCUGCACAGGGUAUGUUGCUUUAUUAUGAGACAAAGUCGUCUUGCCAUAUUUCAAGUGUCAAAGAGGCGGAACAGACGAACGUAACAUGUACAUUCAGCACUGAUGUUUAUGCGACUAGAAACAACAUCAAAAUACUUCGUUUUGCUGAUGAGGAUAACACAGGUGCUACGGUCGCAUUGUGUAUGUGGAUAGAAGACGUACUAGAUUGUGACACAGCAUCAGGAUAUGAGUUUCACAACCACACCCUUACAGAUGAACUCGUCAUCAAAGUACCACAUGCGUCACGUGAUCAGUCUGGACGAUAUGUGUGUCUAGCGCUGGGUUCUGCAUCCGAAGCAUUUACAUCUUGUAACUUUGUUGUCAUGACAGCCGGGUUAACGACGUGUGCGAUCUCCUCUGUCAAAAUGAUGUCCCAAACAUCGCUGACAUGCUACUUCCCGGAGGACGUCAGCAAGACCAGAGCAGACAUUUCUGUCUAUCAUCAUUCGAUCCAAGGUCAUACAGAUACUGUUAUGUCCUGCGUGUGGAAGAAAGAAAAGUUGAGUUGUAGCAUUCUCCGAGGCUACGAGAUUAGCGGCAACGUGACAGAUCACGUGAUUCUGAAGGUCCACAAUACGUCGGAGACUCAUGAAGGAACGUACAACUGUCAGAUUACAGGUUUUACAUCUGCUCCAUAUGACAAUUGUUCCUUUGAGCUAGAGAAAGAAGAUAAGCAACAGUUAGUGACCACUUCGUCUUGUAAUAUUUCAAGUGUCCAAGAUACAGAGGCUGCAGAACUAGUCUGCACAUUCAGUGUUGAUGUCAAUGUGUCGAGACAGGACAUAAAUGUUAUUCAUCUCCCUUAUGGAGGGAAAAAAGUUGUUGACAUCCUCACCUGCGUUUGGUUGGAAGAGCAGCUGGACUGCAUGACGGCUCCGGAAUACGUGUUCAACAGCACAGUCACAGACCAACUCGUCAUCAGAGUGCCGCGAGCGUCGCGCGACCACAGCGGAUUAUACACUUGUCAAGUGCAUGGUUUUGAAUCCACAGGGUUUGCACCGUGCGAAUUUAUUGUCUUGACAGCUGGUAUAACAAAGUGUGAAAUUCCAUCUGUUAAACUGAUGUCACAAACAUCCCUGACAUGUUACUUCACAGAGGACCUGAGCGAGACCAGAUCAGACUUUAGUGUCUAUCAUCAUUCAGUCCAAGGUCUUAAAGAUGCAGUGCUGUCCUGUGGAUGGAACAAAGAAAAGUUGAAUUGUACCACCGUUCGCGGUUACGAGGUUUAUGUCAACGUGACAAAUCACGUGACUCUUAUGAUCUACAACACAACAAAGAACCACGAAGGACUGUACAACUGUCAGAUAAAUGGCCUUGGAGCUGUUGGUUACGAAAACUGCUCUUUUCAGCUUCAGAAAGAUAACAAGCAGCUGUUGGAGACCAAGCCAUCUUGUAAUAUUUCAAGCGUAAAAGAAUCAGAAGCUGCAGAACUGAUCUGUACAUUUAGUGAUGAUGUCAGUGUGACAAGACAGAACUUCAAAGUGAUUUUCCUCGGUCAGGAAGGAAGAACAAAUGUUGGCAUCUUAAUAUGCAUCUGGGUGGAAGAUGGACUGGACUGCACGACAUCCCCAACAUACGAGUUCAACAACACCGUCAACCGUCAACUCGUCGUCAGAAUACCGCGAGCGUCACGUGAUCAUAGAGGGACGUACGCUUGUUACGUGCUGGGCUCUCAGCUUGACGGGUUUGAAUCGUGUGAAUUUAUAGUCAUGACAGGUAGAUAUACAUCCAGCUUUACACCAGACGUGAUUGUAGCACUCACUGCAGUUUUACUAACCAUAUAAUACACUACAAAUCAUGUCACCAUCCAAUUUAUUAGUGAUUUCACCUAAAACAACACUCCUUGGAAGUCUCAUAGGCUGAUUUAGUCACAGUUGAGUCAGUCAUAAUUUUUCAUCUGUUCUAACAUCACGCAACUGGUAAGUGAUACAAGUUUGUUCACCAAUUUAUAUGUCUGUGUUCACGUGGUGUUAUGACAGAAAGCGAAUUUUUCUGGCCUCUGCGCGGUGUACCUAACAUUAUAGUCGCCUUGGAAGACAAAAACGCUUGUAGGGGGCUGUAAUAAUUAGUGUCGAUGUCGUUAUCUGUCGUGCCAAACAAAUACAUUUUGCACAAGUUCUUCAACAACUGCAAGUGGUAAGUUUUGAUUUACAUUUCUUGUCAAUGGCAAAUGAUUUUAAUUUUUUCAAUGUCAGACUACAAUCCUUUUGAUGGAGCAGUGCUUAUUAACAUUAUAGAUUAAUCUUAAUAUCGUCUAUUGUGUCUUUGAAUCGCCACGAGGCUUCUCUAUAGUGUAUUUUUUUCUAAGUCAUAAGAGUAUAAGCAUCUUUCACACAACUUUCUCCUAGUGUGAAAAUGACGUGGUGCAUUUUCUGACAUUGUAUAAGGUGUAUUAAAGCCUAAUUCGUUUAAAGUAAAAAAAACAAAACAAAACAAAAAGCAAACAUUUCAUUUUAUUAACAAAUGAAAUAUGCAUGAGGCCUUGAGUUACAUAAAAUCACGAGAGGAAAGCAUAACUAUUUCCAUUUGGACUGUCCUAUAAACUAACGAAUUAACAAAAAGGUUAAAUAAUAAAGGUCUGGUGACAGAGCUUGGUGUCUAGAUUACCUGGCGAAAUGAGUAUUAUUUCAUAAAUUGAGAUAUAGGUAGUAUAAAUAUAUUUCCGAAAACUUGCACUACUCAGUAUGACAUAUAUGUGGUCACAGCUGUUUAUUUCUAACCUCAAUUACAUUUGUUUUUUUCCUACAGGAACCUGCUGAAGAUUUUCUGAGACUAAAUGAGCGGACACGAGGUUUUUGGAAUCGUUGAUCCUUGAAUAGCAUUCUUCUAUUAUGAGCACGAAACCGCCUAUUAGCAAUAAGAUAUUUAACCAAAAAUAACCCCUCCCCCACACUACCUCUAUCUGUAAUAAAGAUAUCGAUAUUAAAUCAUUUACUUCAAAAUGAAUUACAUAUAAAGUCGCCACCCAGCUUUUGAAGUGUCCAGCUGCAGACAAUGUCACCUAUGGUUUCCUGGGGUCGCUGCUUCCCACACAGAGUGCAGAAAAGAAGGCAGCUGCUUCGUAUGUAAAUAAAAUUUGUCAAAGCCAAUUUCAUCCGACUGAUGUGCAAAAAAUCGAUGGAGAGAAAUCUUCCAAUCUACAAGCAUGUCAUCCCUGUUCUUACAUUCACAGGUACAGUCACCUCUUUUGGCUUUCUUCACCCAUUCUCACAUCGUCUUUCCGAAGUACACCAACAUGCCACAAGGCCCGGCAGCAUCCUCCACUCUCCUCUCCACCACAAGACCCCCACACAUGCACACAAAAUCGGGAAUAUCCUGUAUGACGAACUAUCUACUAAUCAUUGCUAGAACGAGGUGGGCAAUAAGGUAAGUUCACCAACAUUCAGGUGUAUAAUUAUGCGAGCAUAGAGCAAAUUUUGUAGUGGUAGUGCAGGUAAAACAUGAAGCCAUAAAGAUUUAAUUAGCAGAGACAAACGGCAAUGGUUAUCAAAUAUAAAUACAUAUAUAGACAAAAACACACACAAGACACAGUAUGAGCAUUAAAGUUGACAAGCACACUGAUGAAUGACUUUUAGCAUUUGUGUAUUUAAUAACACUCAUGACAAGAGGUUGUCACAAAAUGUGUCAGACCUUAUUUGUUUUAUUUUCUAAUAAUCUACAUAAAUAAUAUCUAGAGAGUGUGCUCUGACUUUUAGGCAAGUAUAGGAAGUACAUACAGGCCCGGUUCUACCUAUUAGGCGAACUAGGCAAUCGCCUAGGGCGCAGCGACCGAGGGGGGCGGAAAAAAU
Molecule: messenger RNA, 4159 nt
Organism: Pomacea canaliculata
Lineage: Eukaryota; Metazoa; Mollusca; Gastropoda; Architaenioglossa; Ampullariidae
Exons: 9
Coding region: 224-2155 (643 amino acids)
Source: RefSeq, a predicted model, not a curated record